CUUUAAAUAUGCCAGACUUGACCCCUGGUUUAUUUAACUUGACUAUCAACUCUGCCAGUGACGUGGGUGAAUACAAAUGCAAAGCUGAGAAUAACAUCUCCAGUGGCGGAAAAUACAGCAACAGUCUCAACUUCACCCUUAUAGAGCCAAUUUCCAAGCCAGUGCUGAGCUCACCCACCUCUCAAGCAAAGAAAGGCCAGAAUGUGACCCUGUUUUGUCUCUCAGAGAACGGCUCUCUUCCUAUCUCAUACAUAUUCUUCAAAGGAAGAAAAAGCAUCUCUCCCCCAGUGAAGAUGCGAAAGAGGGAAGCAGCUGUGAUUUUUCUAUUUAUCAAUUCCUCUAGUGACUUUGGAACCUAUAAAUGCAGAGCUGAGAAUAGCUUUUGCAAUAAUACAAAAUACAGCAACAGUUUCAACUUUACAUUAGAAGAAGAAAGAAGCCAUUCUCAGCCCCUGAUAAUUUCUCUUGGACUGAUCCUGCUACUAUUCAUAAUAGGAUUUGCUCUGGCAAUUCCAUUUUUCAUCAUUCCUUCAUAUAAAGCAAAAAAAUUCAAGUCUACUAGGUCUUCAACUGGCCUUGCUUCAACAAUGAAUGCGGAGGAGUCUGAAAACUAUGUCAUAUACACAGAGAUUGAGCCUGUUAAACCAGAAGAAGAAUACGUCAACUUUUCUGAUAUUAAAGAAGAUGAAAAAGCAGAGAAGAGGGCGUGUGCUACAGUCUAUUCAAAGGUCCUCAUCAGAGACUGAGUACAAGCUGGACCACUCCAUUCUCUAGAGUGGCAUCAGUUAUCAAGACCGUGAAGAGAACACUCAUCUCAUCGUACCUGCAAA
Pygoscelis adeliae (Adelie penguin) is the source of this 830-nucleotide messenger RNA. It is a transcript of the gene MILR1, whose product is annotated as mast cell immunoglobulin-like receptor 1. Gene Ontology annotation, biological process: cell surface receptor signaling pathway. The transcript has 7 exons. The coding region runs from base 9 to 746 and encodes 245 amino acids. Lineage: Eukaryota; Metazoa; Chordata; Aves; Sphenisciformes; Spheniscidae. Gene Ontology annotation, molecular function: transmembrane signaling receptor activity. The record is from RefSeq and is a predicted model, not a curated record.